This is a messenger RNA of Lingula anatina, 2021 nucleotides long. Its product is annotated as protein Wnt-10a-like. Gene Ontology annotation, molecular function: cytokine activity; frizzled binding. The record is from RefSeq and is a predicted model, not a curated record. Gene Ontology annotation, cellular component: extracellular region. Gene Ontology annotation, biological process: canonical Wnt signaling pathway; cell fate commitment; neuron differentiation. Lineage: Eukaryota; Metazoa; Brachiopoda; Lingulata; Lingulida; Lingulidae.
AUGCGCAAUGAUAUUUUAAGAAUUCCGAUACCAACAGAGCCCGAUGAUCCCAAGUUGGACCCGAACGUCGUCUGUCGAACGUAUCCGGACUUGACCCCGGAACAGUUCGAAAUGUGUCUCCAAUACCCGGAUGUAGCAGCGUCUGCCAUCCAGGGGAUCCAGAUCGCCAUGCAUGAAUGCCAACACCAGUUCAUGGAUCACCGGUGGAACUGCUCUUCGUUAGAAACUAAGAAUAAAAACCCGCAUUCUAGCCCGUUCUUAUCAAGAGCAGGAUUCCGAGAGACCGCUUUUGCCUAUGCUAUCUCUGCAGCGGGGGUGACCGCACAAGUUGCAAAAGCAUGUGCCAUGGGAAAACUAGUAUCCUGUGGAUGCGACAGUAGAAUCCAAGGAAAAAUAAACCCUACAACCAAAAAAUGGGAUUGGGGAGGAUGCAGUCAUAACGUCAAUUUUGGAGAAAGUUUCACAGAAAAGUUUCUGGAUUUCAAGGACAUUGUUCAUUCCGACAUCCGGGCCCAAAUAAAUUUACACAACAAUAGGGCCGGGAGACUGUUAGUGACACGUGGCGUGCGGACGCAGUGUAAAUGUCACGGGAUGUCAGGGAGCUGUGAGCUGAAAACGUGUUGGAAGGCUACCCCACCGUUUCGCAAUGUCGGCAACGAGCUCAAGCAAAAAUACCACAUGGCUACUAAGGUUGACACGACUAAUUCAGCAAAAGGACGCCUGGUGCCUGCUUAUAAAGGAUUUAAGCGUGGUCCUUUCAAAACGGACCUUGUGUAUAUAGAAAAGUCCCCAACAUUUUGUGAACCUAACCCAAAGCUGGACUCUCCAGGUACGGUGGGGAGGAUUUGUAACAGGAGCAGCACGGGGAUGGACAACUGUGACUCUCUCUGUUGUGGGCGAGGUUAUGACACUGUACGGAUGAAAAGGACGGAGAAAUGUGAUUGUAAAUUUCAUUGGUGCUGUUAUGUGAUCUGUAAAACGUGCACGUACAACGACUGGGUAACAGUGUGCAAGUAACUGGGACUCCCAUAGGAAUUACUUGUGCGCCAUCAGUUAAACAUUUUUUCAGUGAUAUUUGGCACAAAGUGUAUGCGGUGGCGAUUCACUGCUUUAUGGAGAGAACGGAUUGUCGUGUCUUUUACCGAAAAUAUUAUGGAUCCUGACAGACUAUAUGCGCCACUGGUAGAGGUAGUGAUGGGGGAGAUUUCACCUGAAAGUUUUGAAAUGUUUUCUUCUUUUCAAAGGGACAUCGUUUAUGCCUUACGCACCAUAUCAAAAGUGACUUCGUUCGAAGAGAGAUCUCUAUUCACAAGGGAAUUAAGUCCAGACGAGGGUUUUUUCAUUCACAAGCAAUAGAACUGGAAAAGAUUUACAUGGAUGAAUAUUUCCUAAUGUGUCGAAGUUCCAGAAGAUGGAAUAUAUUGUUAGAACUUUGAGAAUUCAUGCGAAUUCUAAUACGAGUUUUGGUGGACGGAUGAUGGGACGUCAUAAAAGCGGUGUUGUGCGUAUGCGUUUGCAAUGGAUUUGUGACCACCGUUUGAACGCAUGAAAAUAUAACCUAAACCUAAAUAUUUUAUAUGUGUAUAUUAUACAUCAAGAUGCUCAAGGGUUCAAACACAUAUUGUUAUAUAUUAAUUGUAAUGUUAUUUGAGAACUGCCCGUUUAUUUUUUUCUUACUUCUCACCCUUUGUGUUUUUGUCGACAAAAGGUGACUCGGUUAUGUCAUCUUAAAUAUCUGUGUUUUACAUUAAUUUUGGUUUAAGAGGAAUGAUUACAGGAUUCAUUACACGUGCAUACUCUUCAAACUUUUCCACGCCCAAAUCACUUGUACAGUCUAAGUCGUCAAGGAUAAACAGUCCAUUUUAGUACGUUAAACAUGAUGGACUUUACUACGUGAAAUAGUUGCUUUACAGAUUCAACGUUCCUUUUUGUAUAAUUUCUAUUAAGUUAUACUCUGUACAGAUACGUUAUUUAUUUGCUUUUUACUGUGUACAGUUUGUAAAUAAAAAUCUUGUAUGGUU